GGACGGUGUUCCGGCCCAAUCCGGCCCAGUGCCACCCCCGGAGGGUUGAACACCUGAACCACCGGGCCCAGCCAUGGAGAAAGGUGGGAAUAUACAACUGGAGAUCCCCGACUUCAGCAACUCGGUCCUGAGCCACCUCAACCAGCUGCGCAUGCAGGGCCGCCUCUGCGACAUCGUGGUCAACGUGCAAGGCCAGGCCUUUCGGGCCCACAAAGUGGUGCUGGCCGCCAGCUCCCCCUACUUCAGGGACCACAUGUCCUUGAACGAGAUGAGCACCGUCUCCAUUUCGGUCAUCAAGAACCCCACGGUUUUCGAGCAGCUCCUGUCCUUCUGUUACACCGGGCGCAUCUGCCUGCAGCUGGCCGAUAUCAUCAGCUACCUGACGGCGGCCAGCUUCCUGCAGAUGCAGCACAUCAUAGACAAGUGCACGCAGAUCCUGGAGGGCAUUCACUUUAAAAUUAACGUGGCGGAGGUGGAAGCGGAGUUGGGCCAGACGAGGACAAAGCAUCAGGAGAGACCCCCGGAGUCUCACAGGGUCACACCGAACCUGAACCGCUCCCUCAGCCCACGCCACAACACGCCAAAGGCGAGCCGGAGGGGUCAGGUGAGCACGGUGUUGGACAUCCGGGAGCUCAGUCCCCCCGAGGAGUCCACCAGCCCCCAGAUAAUCGAGCAGAGCUCCGACGCGGAGGGCAGGGAGCCCAUCCUGCGGAUUAACCGAGCGGGACAGUGGUACGUGGAGACCGGGGUGCCGGAUCGCGGGGGCCGCAGCGACGAUGAGGUCCGUGUUCUGGGAGGAGUGCGGAUCAAAACGGAGAACUUGGAAGAGUGGCUCGGGACUGAGAAUCAGCCCUCGGGGGAGGACGGGAGCAGCGCCGAGGAGGUCACGGCCAUGGUCAUAGACACGACGGCCCACGGUUCAGCGGGUCAGGAGAAUUACCCCCUGGGGUCUUCGGGAGCCAAGGUGGCCCGGCCAACGAGCAGUGAAGUCGACAGAUUUAGCCCUUCCGGCAGUGUUGUCACCCUAACCGAACGACACCGAGCCAGAAGCGAGUCUCCCGGGAGGAUGGAUGAGCCCAAGCAACCCAACUCUCAGGUGGAGGAGUCGGCGAUGAUCGGCGUGAGCGGCUACGUGGAGUACCUGCGGGAGCAGGAAGUGUCCGAGCGGUGGUUCCGCUACAACCCCCGCCUCACCUGCAUCUACUGCGCCAAGUCCUUCAACCAGAAGGGCAGCCUGGACCGCCACAUGCGCCUGCACAUGGGGAUCACGCCAUUUGUGUGCCGCAUGUGCGGCAAGAAGUACACGCGCAAGGAUCAGCUGGAGUACCACAUCCGCAAGCACACGGGCAACAAGCCCUUUCACUGCCACGUGUGCGGCAAGAGCUUCCCCUUCCAGGCCAUCCUGAACCAGCACUUUCGCAAAAACCACCCCGGCUGCCUGCCCCUGGAGGGCCCGCACAGCAUCUCGCCCGAGACCACCGUCACGUCCCGGGGCCAGGCGGAGGAAGAGUCGCCUCCGCAGGAAGAGACGGUGGCGCCGGGGGAGGCGGCCCAGGGCUCCGUGUCCACCACCGGGCCGGACUGAGCCGCGGCGGCGGCGGAGGGGGAGGACCCUCUUCCUCUUUGGGCGGUCAGCAGCUGGCACUGGGGGCGCGGGCCGGUACUGCGUUUCACAAGAUGCCACACCUCCGGACCGGACAGAACCCCCCCCCAAGAUGUUGCCAAAACCGAGAACGAACCACCUGCUCCCCGCAGCACUAAACGCCGUUCCUCACCCCCGCCCCUCCCUCCCUCCCACCCGCUCCUCGGCGAGCAGUCGGCAAGCAAGUCAGCCUUCUGAUUCAGGGAUCAACAGCUUUGGUUUGUUACUUUUUGAAAACGACGCUUUUUCUAGAGAACAAUUCAGGAUCAACUGUCAUUUUGUAACCAGUCACGUUUCCAGUCUGGCCCGCCCACCGGUCCACGUCAUCCCGGGGGCCGCCGGCUGGGCCGAGGAGCGGUAGCACUCAGGCUUUUUCCGUCCAAACCAGCUGCCGGAGGGGAGGAGGAGCAGGAAACUUUCUUGCCAGCAACUAGCAGCAGCUCCAUCCAAGUGUAGCAAGGAAGGGCUAACAUUGAAGCAGAGGCUGCGUUACUCACACGGAGGUGACCGUGAGUUUGUGACAUUUUGUUUUUCCUUUAAUUAUCUGUUAAAGUUUUCACUGUGUUGAUACUGUGAAUAGAGGAGAGUUUUCAUCAUACAGGGCUGUGGUCACUGACCCCUGUUUGCUGGUUCCCUCCUCUCAGUUGGCCUCUGCAGAGCCAUGAAACGCAUAUGAAGUCCCAACUGAAGCUACUUUUAAACAAAAGAAAACUUGUGAAAGGAAGGUUUCCCUCCCGCUUCCUCCUCCCCCCUCACACCUUUCCUUGGAAGAGAUGCCAGUCUCCAGGUAGUUUCUUUUAGCUACCCAAGAAUCCAAUCCAGGCACCUCGGGGUCAUUCUUAUACUUUGUAGCGGAAGUGAGCUCUAGUUUAAGGAUAUCGGGAAGGAAGAGGGGAUAGCAAAAUCAGCUUUAUGUUUACUUAAUAUACCUAGAAGAGUACAGGAAGAAUGCCUUGGUGAGGAUAUCCACAGUCCUUUCUGGUCCCCCAGGUGGGCCCCUCCUGGGUAACAAGCUGCCUUGGCCCCAAGGGUUAAAUGAUACCCAAAGGUCCUCUGUUGUGGAGCCUGGUGUCCAAUGGCAGUGCCAGGCUAAGUGCCAGGGGGUCUUGUUGCCGGGUCUUUGGGUGGCUAACGGUUACAGAAAAACUGCCUUGCGUGCCUCGGGGAGAGAGGAGAACUGGCUCGGUGUUGCCUGUUUCCAUUCUGAGCUGCCACUUGGAACCUCUCUAGCCUCUAAUCUGUCACCUAAUUGAGGUCUAAAUUUAGCAGAGGCCAACAGCGCUGUGGGCCGGAGGGGGCCUGAAUGACCUUUUACAACGUUCUCAUUUCAGGUUCCAACUCAGGGGAGUUGGAAAUCCU
Molecule: messenger RNA, 3001 nt
Organism: Tachyglossus aculeatus (Australian echidna)
Lineage: Eukaryota; Metazoa; Chordata; Mammalia; Monotremata; Tachyglossidae
Gene: ZBTB37
Product: zinc finger and BTB domain containing 37
Exons: 5
Coding region: 74-1585 (503 amino acids)
Biological process (GO): regulation of transcription by RNA polymerase II
Molecular function (GO): RNA polymerase II cis-regulatory region sequence-specific DNA binding; protein binding; DNA-binding transcription factor activity, RNA polymerase II-specific
Source: RefSeq, a predicted model, not a curated record